Molecule: messenger RNA, 4401 nt
Organism: Lates calcarifer (barramundi perch)
Lineage: Eukaryota; Metazoa; Chordata; Actinopteri; Centropomidae
Product: NACHT, LRR and PYD domains-containing protein 3
Exons: 12
Coding region: 142-3690 (1182 amino acids)
Molecular function (GO): protein binding
Source: RefSeq, a predicted model, not a curated record
AAAGUCAAACCACAUCUGAACUUUUCUGAUUAUGUUUCACUUCAUGUUUCUGACCCCCCCCUCCCUCCUCCAUUUCCUGUUUAAAGUUUAGUUUCGUUUUCACCGAUCAUCGUGGCGCAGUUUGUUUUCUCCGUCUGAAGCAUGAGUGAUGAGGACAGAGAGGAGGGAGUCCCUCCCUCUAAAACCACUCUGUGUGGGGAACAUGAGAGCCAGACCAAAGCUCAGAGCCCAGAGCAGCAGAUACCACACUCUGCUGGACCUGGACCCGGACCUGGACCUGGACCCAGCUGUGUGUCCAUGAAGAGCAACAAGUCAAGAGAUCUUCCUCUUAAAUUCAAACAAUCUGUUGAUGGAAGUUUCAGGAUCCAGCAGCAGAGACCAGACUCUCCUGGACCCAGCUGUCUGUCUUUAAAGAGCGACAAGUCGAAGGACUUUGUUAUUAACUUUAAAGGGCGACGUCCAUCAGCUGAUCAGAUAGUGGACCAGGAGAGCUCAGAGGUUCCCAGUGGUCAGUCUGCCCAGCAGCAUCAAACACACCUGGACUCCAUAUUUAUGCUGCUGGAGGAGAACAUCGUCACUUUUGUGAAGAAGGAGCUGAAGAAGAUGCAGAAGGUUCUGAGUCCAGAUUACCCAGAAUGCUUAGAGAGUCAGAGGGAGGAUGAGGAGGUGUUGGACGGUGAGGAUGAAGAGCAGAGGAGGAGCAGCAGAGAGGAGUUUCUGAAGAUCACACUGAACUUCCUGAGGAGAAUGAAGCAGGAGGAGCUGGCUGACUGUCUGCAGAGCAAAUCUCCUGCUAUGUGCCAGCACAACCUUAAAUCUAACCUGAAGAAGAAGUUCCAGUGUUUGUUUGAGGGGAUCUCUAAAUCAGGAAACCCAACCCUUCUGAAUCAGAUCUACACAGAGCUCUACAUCACAGAGGGAGGGACUGGAGAGGUCAAUGAUGAACAUGAGGUCAGACAGAUGGAAACAACAUCCAGGAAACCAGACAGACCAGAAACAACCAUCAGACAAGAAGACAUCUUUAAAGCCUCACCUGGAAGAGAUGAACCAAUCAGAACAGUGAUGACAAAGGGAGUGGCUGGCAUUGGGAAAACAGUCUUAACACAGAAGUUCACUCUGGACUGGGCUGAAGACAAAGCCAACCAGGACAUACACUUCACAUUUCCAUUCACUUUCAGAGAGCUGAAUGUGCUGAAAGAGAAAAAGUUGAGCUUGGUGGAACUUGUUCAUCACUUCUUUACUGAAACCAAAGAAGCAGGAAUCUGCAGGUUUGAAGAGUUCCAGGUUGUGUUCAUCUUUGACGGUCUGGAUGAGUGUCGACUUCCUCUGGACUUCCACAACACUGAGAUCCUGACUGAUGUUACAGAGUCCACCUCAGUGGACGUGCUGCUGACAAACCUCAUCAGGGGGAAACUGCUUCCCUCUGCUCGCCUCUGGAUAACCACACGACCUGCAGCAGCCAAUCAGAUCCCUCCUGAGUGUGUUGACAUGGUGACAGAGGUCAGAGGGUUCACUGACCCACAGAAGGAGGAGUACUUCAGGAAGAGGUUCAGAGAUGAGGAUCAGGCCAGCAGGAUCAUCUCCCACAUCAAGACCUCACGAAGCCUCCACAUCAUGUGCCACAUCCCAGUCUUCUGCUGGAUCACUGCUACAGUUCUGGAGGAUGUGUUGAAAACCAGAGAGGGAGGAGAGCUGCCCAAGACCCUGACUCAGAUGUACAUCUACUUCCUGGUGGUUCAGUCCAAACUGAAGAACAUCAAGUAUGAUGGAGGAUCUGGGUCAGAUCCACACUGGAGUCCAGAGACCAGGAAGAUGAUUGAGUCUCUGGGAAAACUGGCUUUUGAUCAGCUGCAGAAAGGAAACCUGAUCUUCUAUGAAUCAGACCUGACAGAGUGUGGCAUCGAUAUCAGAGCAGCCUCAGUGUACUCAGGAGUGUUCACACAGAUCUUUAAAGAGGAGAGAGGACUGUACCAGGACAAGGUGUUCUGCUUCGUCCAUCUGAGUGUUCAGGAGUUUCUGGCUGCUCUUCAUGUCCAUCUGACCUUCAUCAAGUCUGGAGUCAAUCUGCUGUCAGAAGAACAACCAACCUCCCAGAAGUCUAAAAGAAGAAAAUAUGAAUCUGCAGAGACACAGUUCUACCAGAGAGCUGUGGACAAGGCCUUACAGAGUCCAAAUGGACACCUGGACCUGUUCCUCUGCUUCCUCCUGGGUCUUUCACUACAGACCAAUCAGAGUCUCCUACGAGGUCUGCUGACACAGACAGGAAGUGGUUCAGAGACCAAUCAGGAAACAGUCCAGUACAUCAAGAAGAAGGUUGAAGAGACUCCCUCUGCAGAGAAAAGCAUCAACCUGUUCCACUGUCUGAAUGAACUGAAUGAUCGUUCUCUGGUGGAGGAGAUCCAACAGUCCCUGAGUUCAGGACGUCUCUCCACAGAUAAACUGUCUCCUGCUCAAUGGUCAGCUCUGGGCUUCAUCUUACUGUCAUCAGAAAAAGAUCUGGACGUGUUUGACCUGAAGAAAUACUCUGCUUCAGAGGAGGCUCUUCUGAGGCUGCUGCCAGUGGUCAAAGCCUCUAACAAAGCUCUACUGAGUGGCUGUAACCUCUCAGAGAGAAGCUGGGAAGCUCUGUCCUCAGUUCUCAGCUCCCAGUCCUCUAGUCUGAGAGAGCUGGACCUGAGUAACAACAACCUGAAGGAUUCAGGACUGAAGACUCUGUCUGUUGGACUGGAGAGUCCACACUGUUCACUGGAGACUCUCAGACUGAGUGGCUGUAACCUCUCAGAGAGAAGCUGUGAAGCUCUGUCCUCAGUUCUCAGCUCCCAGUCUUCUAGUCUGAGAGAUCUGGACCUGAGUAACAACAUCCUGAAGGAUUCAGGAGUGAAUCUUCUGUCUGUUGGAUUGAAGAGUCCACACUGUUCACUGGACACUCUCAGUCUGUCAGGCUGUCUGAUCACAGAGGAAGGCUGUGCUUCUCUGGUCUCAGCUCUGAGAUCCAACCCCUCCCAUCUGAGAGAGCUGGACCUGAGCUACAAUCAUCCAGGAGACUCAGGAGUGAAGCUGCUGUCUGCUGGGCUGGGGGAUCCAGACUGGAGACUGGACACUCUCAGGGUGGAGCCUGGUGGAGUCCGAUGGUUGAGACCAGGUCUGAGGAAGUAUUCCUGUCAACUCACAUUUGACACAAACACAGUGCACAGAAAGGUCAAACUGUCUGACGACAACAGGAAGAUGAUACGUGUGGAGGAAGGUCACUCAUAUCCUGAUCAUCCAGACAGAUUUGAUCACUGGCCUCUGCUGCUGUGUAGAACUGGUCUGACUGGUCGCUGUUACUGGGAGGUCGAGUGGAGUGGAAUGGUUCAUGUAGCUGUGAGUUACAGAGGAAUCAGCAGGAAAGGAAACAGGAAUGACUAUAUGUUUGGAAAGAACGAUCAGUCCUGGAAUCUGUUCUGUUCUGAUGCUCAGGGUUACUCUGUUUGUCACAAUAAGAGAGAAACACAUAUCUCCCCCUCCUCCUCCUCUCUCUGUCACAGAGUAGCAGUGUAUGUGGACUGUCCUGCUGGCUCUCUGUCCUUCUAUACAGUCUCCUCUGACUCUCUGAUCCACCUCCACACCUUCAACACCACAUUCACUGAACCUCUGUAUCCUGGGUUUGCAGUCUGGUCUGGUUCUUCAGCGUCUCUGUGUUCAGUGUAGCAGAGUCUCCUCCUGUCAGAGAAAAUUAAAAUGUUCUCAUCAGGGUGGACGUGAAGCUCUGUAUGGCGAAUGUCCAUGUAUCCUUUAAGUUGUUGUGUCCACACCAGACUGUAAAGCCGUUAAGCUAAAGGGGCACCAACUGUGCAUGCUACUCUGCUGUGUAGCAAGUAGACUAGAAAGAAGUAUAAUAUGAACAAUUACACAUCCAUGGUGUCCGUUGCACAUACAUAUUGUAGUGUAACUGGACAUUGCACAUCAGAGCAUGUUCAUUUGUAGAAAUUUCCAUCACUUCUCUUAUGAUCAGUCGUCAUUGUAAGAACAGACAGUUUUCCGUUCUUACAUUCAAAUCAUCCACAUGAUGGCUUCAUCCUCCGCUCAGAGUAAAAUCUGUUCUCAGUCCCCCUUGGGCAGUCAGACCAUAGUGUGAUCCUUCUCAUCCCUGUUUACCAUCAGAAGUUGAAAGCUGUCAAACCAAAGACUGAAGUAGUAAAACAAUGGUCUGCCCAAGGAAUGGGUAGCCUAAGGGAUUAUCUGGACAAUACUGAUCAGUCUGUAUUGACAGAAAAUCAUGUCAAUGUAUUGAUGUAGUAACCUCUUACAUUAGCUUCUCUGAAAAUGUGUAUGUUCCAUCUAAGCCUGUGAUUAUAUUUAUUAUUAUAUUAUAUAUUCACUGAUUGUUAAACAUGUGUUUCCAAUAAACCAUCAGUCGGA